This is a messenger RNA of Poeciliopsis prolifica (blackstripe livebearer), 2212 nucleotides long. It is a transcript of the gene p4ha3, whose product is annotated as prolyl 4-hydroxylase, alpha polypeptide III. Gene Ontology annotation, cellular component: endoplasmic reticulum. NCBI's taxonomy places the organism in Eukaryota, Metazoa, Chordata, Actinopteri, Cyprinodontiformes, Poeciliidae. The coding region runs from base 64 to 1722 and encodes 552 amino acids. The transcript is spliced from 13 exons. Gene Ontology annotation, biological process: peptidyl-proline hydroxylation to 4-hydroxy-L-proline. Gene Ontology annotation, molecular function: procollagen-proline 4-dioxygenase activity; protein binding; L-ascorbic acid binding. The record is from RefSeq and is a predicted model, not a curated record.
CCGAAUCAUCCGGACGAGGAGCGGCGAGAGGCUCUCGGCUCAUUCCGCGAUAACGACGGACUGAUGGAGGCUCGUGCGGCCGGCCUCCGUCUCUGCUGCUUCCUUGUCGCUGCUCUCGCUCUCCAGGCCGAGGGAGAAAUGUACACGUCGCUCCAGAACGUGAGGCAAGCCAUUGACGUCGAGAGGAAACUGAUCGAUUACCUGAGAGCUUAUAUCGACGGCGAGCAGCAGAGGCUGGAGGACAUGAAGCGGUUUCAUGCCAAGGUGUCCGACCUCCACACUGAGCUCUACAAAGGUCCUGCAGCUGCAAUGGUGAACCCGCUGGUGGCCUUCACGCUCGUCAAGCGGCUGCAUUUGGAGUGGCUGAACGUCGUCUACAGCAAUGAAGCUCAAGAAAACGCUCAAACCCUCAGGUCCAGAUACGAGGAAGAGGAGGCUCACUUGCCCAAAGUGGAAGACCUCCGGGGGGCUGCAAAGGGGCUGAUGAGGCUCCAGGAUGUGUACUCGCUCCAAGUUUCAAGCCUGGUAAAGGGCCGCUUCCAGAGGGCCAGCGGUGGAGGUGUGAUUGACGUCUGCUCGCCUGCUGUGUCUGUCUCGCUGUCUGGUGACGACUGCUUCCUGGUUGGGAAGGUGGCCUAUGAACAGGAAGACUACUACCACUCGGUGCAGUGGUUGGAGGAGUCGGUGCGUCUCUUCAGGGGAGCCGCAGGACAGUGGAUUCCUGAGAAUGAAGGGACCUUAGAGGACGCUCUGGAUCACCUGGCUUUCUCCCACUUUAAAACAGGAAAUGUCUCGUAUGCCUUGAAUUUGUCUCACGAGUUACUGCAUCACGAUCCAAUGAAUGCACGGGUGUUGCAGAAUGUUGAGAAAUAUGAGAAGCUGCUGGGUUCUGUUGGUCCAACCAGGGAGAGCAGCUUAGGAAGACCUGGCUCCUCUUUCUUAACGACACGGGACACUUAUGAGAGACUGUGCCUGACUCAGGGCUCCCAGCCGAUGCACUUUGAAAACCCCAGACUGUUCUGUGACCUCUUCACCAACAACAACAGUCCUGCACUGAUCCUGCAGCCUGUGAGGCGGGAGGUCCUGAGCCUGCAGCCUCAUGUGGAGCUUUACCACGACUUCCUCACAGACACUGAGGCGGAUGACAUCAAGAAGCUCGCCCAGCCUGGCUUGAAGAGAUCCGUGGUGGCAGCUGGAGAGAAGCAGGAAACAGCAGAUUAUCGAAUCAGCAAGAGUGCGUGGCUGAAGGGCUCGGAGGGCUCCACCGUUGAGAGGUUGGACCGAAGGAUUUCUGUGGUGACGGGUUUGAACGUGACACACCCAUAUGGCGAGUUCCUGCAGGUGGUGAAUUAUGGGAUUGGUGGACACUAUGAGCCGCAUUUUGACCACGCCACAUCUCCCUCCAGUCCUGUUUUCAAGCUGAGAAGUGGGAACCGCAUGUCGACCUUCAUGAUCUACCUCAGCUCAGUGGAAUCUGGCGGCUCGACGGCCUUCAUAUAUGCCAACUUCAGUGUUCCAGUUGUGGAGAAAGCUGCCAUCUUUUGGUGGAACCUCCACAGAAAUGGUCAGGGAGACGAAGACACUCUGCAUGCUGGCUGCCCGGUGCUCAUCGGUGACAAGUGGGCAGUUCCAAUAUGUCUCUGUGCCACAGUGGCCAACAAAUGGAUCCACGAGUACGGCCAAGAGUUUGAGCGUCGCUGCAGCCUGAACCCUGAGGAGUGAGAGGGAGCACAAGCCUUUACUACUGUCAGGCACGUUGGCAAGAAGAGACGAGAGAGAGAGCAUGUGUGUGUGUCUGUGUGUGUGUGCACAGACGAGGGAGGGACCGAAGGGGCCAACCUACUUCUUUGAUUGGAGCCCGGGGCCCCAGGGAGCCUUGACAGUUCUGCUGUGGAUGUGGAGGUGAAGGUGGAGCAAAAUCAGCCCAUGAAGACCAACUGUUUCCAUCAGUCACUUCAUGCUAGUGGAGGAGUGUUUACAUUGCUUGCAUUUCGCAGGAAUGCUGGAAGAUGCUCGUGCAGGGCACGCAACGUAAAUCAUCAAAUGAAACUUGUCCUAAAUUUGGUCAUCAUUGACAAUGUAAAGUUCAGACUGCGUAAAACAUCUCAUUCUGUCACGCCUGAUAGAAGAGUCUCAUCACUGUCACUGUUUCUCACUCAGACUGAUGAAAACGUGGUCUAACAAAACAAAUAAAGUAUUAAAUCAGCCUCUA